This is a messenger RNA of Ostrinia furnacalis (Asian corn borer), 944 nucleotides long. RefSeq names its product CDK5 regulatory subunit-associated protein 2-like. Gene Ontology annotation, molecular function: gamma-tubulin binding; microtubule binding. Lineage: Eukaryota; Metazoa; Arthropoda; Insecta; Lepidoptera; Crambidae. The record is from RefSeq and is a predicted model, not a curated record. Gene Ontology annotation, biological process: centriole replication; establishment of mitotic spindle orientation; negative regulation of centriole replication. Gene Ontology annotation, cellular component: pericentriolar material; mitotic spindle pole; microtubule plus-end. The transcript is spliced from 6 exons. Bases 360 to 929 code for a protein of 189 amino acids.
AGUCCCAGUGUGACUCGUGAAUAACAACACGGGAUAAUAAACUUGCAUUUAAAACUUGCUUUCCAAAUUAUGUUGUUUGUUUUGAUUAGCAAUGUGUGUGUCUCAUUUAUCCAAGUAGCCCUAAUUAGCUUAAAAGCAUUAUUACAAUAAUUAUAACGAAAUAAAGGGCAUAGAUUAUUCACGUUCAUUAAAAUUAUGCUAAAUAGUGGGAAUAGUGACGUAUUACUCAUUAAAGUGUGUUUGUUUACAAGAUAGAUAAGUUACUAUAGUUCAAAUACUUCUCAUAAAGUUAGUAUUUCAACUGCGUUGUUGUACUGUGCAGUCCAGUCGUGUUGGUUGAUGUGAUCAUAGAGUUCAAAAUGGCAACUCUGCCGCGAGUGCAUAGUUCAAAGCAUGCAGCCUGUGGUGUACCGUCACCGUUUAGCACCAGUCCACGGAAACUUCAAGAAAUGUCGCUACCAGCACCCGAAGGGCAUGAUUUGACUAAUGCAAGUGGUAUAAGUAUGAAGCAGUACGAAGAACAGCUUAACGGUUUGCGCAAAGAAAACUUCCAUUUAAAGUUAAGAAUCUACUUCCUAGAAGAAAAGUUGGGUAGUGGAUCACCUCCGGCAGUGCAGGGCUUAUUGGAGCAUAAUGUAAGACUACAAGUAGAAGUGGAAGAACUCAGAAGGCAACUAUCAGAUAAGCAGGAGCUCCUUGCGGCCGCUGCGGAAGCUAUUGAUGUCUUAGAGCAACAGGGUUCGAUUUCUACGGAUAGUGUGGACGUAUCAAUAAAUAAUAAUGCUGCAAUCAAUAGAGAUGUCUCAGUUGCACAACAGGACUUGGGGAGAAAAGAAGAAACUGUUGACGACACAUGUCUGGAAUCAGAAUCAGCUGGGUAUGUAUAUACUAUGUUAUCGUUUUCUUUCACUUUUUCAUUUUAUUUAUGAGUACAAGGCUAAUUA